Chaetomium fimeti is the source of this 1170-nucleotide messenger RNA. RefSeq lists its product as uncharacterized. The transcript has 2 exons. The coding region runs from base 1 to 1170 and encodes 389 amino acids. The record is from RefSeq and is a predicted model, not a curated record. Lineage: Eukaryota; Fungi; Ascomycota; Sordariomycetes; Sordariales; Chaetomiaceae.
AUGCCGUCGCCGCCGCCGUCGCCGACCAAACCAGUGGUCCCCGAUCUCCGGCCAUGGAGCCCGCCUGCGGACCCGGACAAACCCCCCUGCCCUUACCGAACGGGCUUCACCGUCGACAUCAAGAGCCACGUCCCGCCCGCUCCCUUUGGCGGACGAGACUACGGCCCCGGGCGACGGCCUAUGGUGUCCCAGCUUGAUCUGCGGACCCUCAAGCAGACCGAGAUCGUCAUGGCCAACCCGCCGCUCGAGACAGAAGACCCGCCCGUCCCGCGAAUCCACACCUUAUCUGUGACCCGCGAUCUCGCCGUCGUCGACGGCCGAGGCGCCCAGCUGGCCCUCUGCACCAUCAAACCAAAGGACCCGGUCGGCCAUGGUCCCAUCCAGGCAGUGGCCAAAAUCUACGACCCGCUGUACUACUCUUUUCCCCACCCAGACGUGCCGAGCGCCGUUGGCCAGGCCGGAUCCUUUGCGCCCAAGUACUUUGGGUCAUGGACCUUUACCGUCGGCCUCCAGAUGGGCAAGACAACCCCGCCGCAGUCCCGUUCGGUGCGCCUCAUCCUUAUCGAGUACAUCCCGGGGAAGAGCAUUCGCGAGCUCUGUGCCGAACCCACACCCACCGCCGCCGUGUUUAGCGAGGUAUACCGCUUAGAGGUGCUCGCCAGAAUCUUGGAUGGCGUGGCAAACCUGCGGUUUAAGGGCAUCAGCCAGCAGGAUCUAGCCGCACGCAACGUCAUCGUCCACGCCCCUCCCAACGCCCAUGACCAGACGGCAGCGCAGCCCGGCACGAUUCCACGCGUCGUGUUAAUCGAUUACAACUUCGCAGUCGUCGACGCCGAGACGACACACAAGAGACGACCCUACGCUGGCACGACGCUCCCCCCAAACCCCAUGCGGAUUUACUGGAAGAGCCGGCUAGAGGAGUUCGGCAGUUGGAUUCCGGCCGCGUGGGAAACCAAUCCCAGACUGCGUCAGGAAUGGCUGAAAAAGCGCUUCGGAGGCGAUAAUCUGGCUAGGUAUGCCCCCAUCCGGGAAGAGCUCGAGUUCGCCGCGCCACCGCCCCCCCGCGCUCGCCAACCCCUGACUAGGGAGCUAGCCAAGUUUCCCGUAAACUUCUGGGGGGAUGCCGCGGGAGAUGCAGUUACGGGGUGUAAUGGUGGAAAGAAAAUGUAA